AAAUGUGCUGUGCUCUUCAGUUGGAGGUCAGUCUGUACUGUAUUCUCUGUGGUCACAAAUUUGAAGGCAAGAAAACCAGUCUGUCAGCCAAAGAUAGAAAUUAUGAAGCAACUCAACAUUCUUCUUACUGCUGUCCACCUAUUCUGUACCUGGACAGCUGUAUAUCCUAGUCCCCCUCCUUCCAUGAUGGGCUAUCUGUCUUGCAAUGACAGUCUAGCCAAAACAGUGUCCAAUCUAGCUCUGGAACAAAUCAACAAGAACCGCACAGAAGGCUAUAUAUACAGCCUGUUUCGGAUUUCCAGUGUCCUAGAGGAACUGCAGGCACCAUUUCAUAGUCUUUAUUAUCUUACACUAGAUGUAGAAGAGACAGAAUGCCAUGUUCUAAGCAAAAUGAUUUCGAAGAAUUGUCCAGUCAAACCCUUACAUCUAGCUGUUUUUGGGACAUGUGAAGCAACGUUGUAUAUCAACAAGCCUGCAAGAAUUGUCCGACUUUACAAUUCCAACUGUACACUAACACCAGUUCCCCGUUCUCAGAUAUUCCAGAUGUGCCCAGACUGUCCAGCACCAGUAUCAGUUGAUGAUGAAAAGGUUAUUGAAGCAGCCAAUAAGGUUCUACAGAAGUUUAAUAAUGAGAAUAAUCAUAUUCAUUACUUUGGAAUCCUCAGCCUGACAGCAGCAUCAAUGCAAUGGGUGGUUGGACCUUCAUAUUUUGUGGAGUUCCUAAUUAAGGAAACACCUUGUUCCAAGAUGGGUGAUGAAAGGGACCUUUCCAAAUGUACUCCAAUCGCCUGUCCUCAUGCAACCACAGGAUUAUGCAAAGGUUCUGUGAUGAGUGCUCCAGAUAAAACUUACAUAACAGCCUCCUGCGAGUUUUUCAAUCGGACUACAACAGAUGUUGGGGAGCACCAAUGUCCAAUUCAUGGUAUUAAGCCAAUGCCUCAUCCAGUAGGACCUCACCAUCCACAUGGUUCUAAACAAGAUGAGCACAAGCCAAUGCCCCUUCCAGUUUUUCCACAUGAAGAUCACAGUGCAGAAAAGGGUGAGCAUAAGCCAGCAACACUGCCAUUUUUCCCCCCAGGACAUGGUGACCCCCAUCAUAAAAGGCCAUUUUUUGAACAAGAGCCUCAAGUUCGACCCUUCCCCCAUGGACCAUCAGAAUCAAGUGACUGUCCUGGUGAGCCUGUCCGUCAAGCACCCAUGUUACUCAGGCUGUUGCCUGGUGAAAAGCCAGUAGAGGAAGAACAUACAUCUCAACAAGUCAUGCCUGCAGCAUAAGAAAAUGUUAAGAUUUGCCAGGUGUUUCACUUCUGCAUUAUCCCCAGUCAUUUUCUUAUUUCACUUUCCAACAAGAAAACUAUAGAAUGUACAUCUAAUAUACAGUUUGCAAUAUGACAUAUUGUAAUUGGUUAAAAUAAAUCCUAAAAUAUAUCCCUUACCAGAAUAAAA
Messenger RNA from Protopterus annectens (West African lungfish), 1446 nucleotides. It is a transcript of the gene FETUB, whose product is annotated as fetuin B. The record is from RefSeq and is a predicted model, not a curated record. Gene Ontology annotation, molecular function: cysteine-type endopeptidase inhibitor activity; metalloendopeptidase inhibitor activity. Gene Ontology annotation, biological process: binding of sperm to zona pellucida; negative regulation of endopeptidase activity. The transcript is spliced from 7 exons. Bases 103 to 1275 code for a protein of 390 amino acids. Gene Ontology annotation, cellular component: extracellular region. Lineage: Eukaryota; Metazoa; Chordata; Ceratodontiformes; Protopteridae.